ACUAUAACCCCCCUUGAAGCCGCUGGCGAUCACACAAGUGUGAAAGUACCAGCCCCAACUGUUGCCCGGACCAACCCAUUCAGCAUCCAGGUCCCACACAGUCCGACAGAGAGCAGAAAGAGUGCGCACGGAGCGCAGAGGAGAAAGUCGUGCUUUUACAGCGUGGAUUGUUUUUAUGAUUCGUUUGGACAUUUCUCUGCACGUUUCCUCUUUUUGAUAUUUCUGGAGUUUUUGCUGGAUCGUUCUCGGCCCACAAACGGCAGUCCUUAUUAUGACUUCCUCGCACCUGUCUCUACUGACGCUGAUCUGCGUCCUGGCCUCUGCAUCGUUUACCGGAGUCGCCGGCUUCCUCCAGCUCUCAAGUGACUUAGACGAGGAUAUGCUCUCCCGGCAUAUGCAUAGGUUGUACGAGAACUAUAACAGAGAGAAGCGCCUGAAAGAAGGAAACACUAUCAGGAGUUUCAGAGCCAUCCAAGACUCUGCUGACCACAGGAUUGUGUACAGACUUAACCUAACAACCCUUCAGGAAUCAGAGGCCAUCCUCUCUGCAACAUUCCACUUCCUGCUAGAUAAGCACACACUUACAAGACCCUGGUUCUGCAAACGCUUCAAGAGCCCAUCGUGCCACUCCGCAUUCACACAACCUUCUCCGUCCAUCAGUUUGCUGUUUCGCUCCCUCUCUUCUGGGUUGGAGGUUAGAUCUGAGCCGGUGGGGUCAUCUAUAGGUAACGUGACCUUUUACCCCCACAGGAAAGGGGUUUGGCAGAUGAAAGAUGUGACCAAGAUAAUAAAGGAAGCUCAAAAUAGGGGUCAGUUUUUGCUGUCGCUGGAACUGGAAUUUGGACAACAGCCCCAUAAAAAACAAGAGGAUGUUUUCUCUGCUGCCAGCAUGCCCUACCUGUUGCUGUAUGCCAAUGACCAAGCUUUAGCAGAGCCAAACAGUGUUGCUGCUAGCCUUCAGAGAUAUGACCCAAUAAGUGAGGGAGCAGAAGUCCAGCACAGGUCUAACUCCUCACCGCGACUAAAGGGACGAAUAAGAAGACAAAUAAAUCCACUCCCUGACACCAUUCAGAGCAACGAGUUGCCCGACGUCAACUACAGACCCAGUGAAUACAGAAAAGAGGACCUGUGGGAGAUCAACCGUCACCUGGCACUCAAACCAAAGUUUAAAACAGAGAGGAAAGAAAAGAUGGGGAAGAGUCAAGACAGAGAAGAGCGAGACAAAGCUGAACCUCAGAGCCUCAAAGGAGAACAAAGAAUAGCACAAAUUAAAACGGACGAUUCAACUACCCUCAAAGAUAGUUCAAUACUUUCUCUUGGUGACAGACAGAAGAGUGAGCGGAGCCAUCAGGAAAAACACAAGGGCAGGGUUAACACUCAGUCAUCUGUUCUGAGUUUUGAUGAACAAACAAUGCGGAAAGCCAGGAGACGGCAGUGGGGCCAUAACAGACGCUGUUCCAGGAGGAACCUAAGAGUGGAUUUUGCUGAUAUUGGCUGGAAUGAAUGGGUUAUAGCCCCCGAGUCAUUUGAUGCCUAUUACUGUGCUGGUGCAUGUGGUUUUCCAAUGCCUCAGGCUGCCAGGCCAUCCAACCACGCCACCAUUCAGAGCAUAGUCCGAGCUGUUGGGAUCAUCCCUGGGAUUCCCGAACCCUGCUGUGUCCCAGAAAACAUGAGUCCUCUGGCUGUUCUCUUCCAGGAAGAAUCCAGAAACCUGGUACUCAAGGUUUACCCUAACAUGUCCGUCCAAUCCUGUUCCUGCCGAUAGAACAGUGGUGAGGGGAGAACGCAAAAAAGGGAGAAACAACAGUUGUAAAGGUGGCAGAACUCUGCAUUGGAUAACAGGUUUCCUGAUGCUGGAAAAAAAUGACACCCUACAUUUCUUCAGGAAUAAGGGAGUUAUAAAUGAAUCACUUCCAUUGAAUUUGACUGACCUCUGCACUGACAGGAGAAUCACAGACAGUGUUUUGUAUCUCCAAGAAGACCCAUAGGUUAUAUGUUGCCGAAUGCAUUCUGUUCAGAAGAGUAUUUAAGAAAUGUUUUCCUUUUUAAUAGCAGAAAGUUUUUAAACACAACUCAUGUUGAGUUUGUGGGGUUUUUUACAAUGCACUGCAAAAGUAUUCAUACAUUUUGAACCUUUUAAAAUUUGUUCCCAGUACAACCACAGGCUUCAAAACAUCCAUCCAUCCAUCCAUCCAUUUUCUGUUCACCUUUGUCCCUAAUGGGGUCAGGAGGGUUGCUGGUGCCAAUCUCCAUCUACGUUCCGGGCGAGAGGCGGGGUCACCCUGGACAGGUCGCCUGUCUGUCACAGGGGCUUCAAAACAUUUCCCUGGGAUUUUAUGACAGAACAAUACAAAACUCUAAUUUGUGAAGUGAAAAUACAAGGACAGGUGCUAUUUUUUCUUUUGCAAAUAAAACUAUGUAAAGUGUGGUGUUCAUUUGUAUUCAGAACCCCCAAGUCAGAGCCAGAUAACCACUUUUAGGUUUCUUCCAACUUCUAGAGACCUACAUCUGUGUUUGCAUAAUAAUCCAUCAAGCACAGCAGACUGGCAGGAUGGAAUCUUUGAAAUGCAAUUUCAAAUUUAACAUUUAGUUCUGGGCUUUGACUAAGUCUCUCUAAUACAUCUAUAUUCUUUCAUCUAAACCAUUUGUUGCAGUCUCUAAGGGUUUUCUUACAGAACUCCCUCAUCUUUAGAUCCAAUCAUCUUCCCAUCAUCUCUUGUCAAGUUCCCUCUUCCUGCUGAAUAAAAGCAUUUCCAUAGGGUGAUGUUUCACCAUUUUAAACAUGUUUCACCAUUUUAAGUCACCUCCCUACACCAUAGGACAGUCAACUCUCUUUUAAUCUCAUCUGACAAGAGUGAGUUUCUUCAUACCCCUGAAUGCCUUGCGGUAAAUUGUAAACGGAACUUUUCAAGACUUUCUUUUAGCAUAUUUUCUUCCCAUUCUUCCAUUAUUGCCAGAGUUGUGGAUCACAAAACUUACAUUGAUCCAGUUGAUGUCAAAUCUUUGAAUAGGCUGGCAGUUGUUCCAUGCUCUCGUUAUGUUGAGUAGAUGGACCAAACUGUGUCCUACGAGAUCUCCAAGCUUGGAAUAUUUGUGUUUAAAAGUGGUUUAAUUUAAAUACACAACCACAUUUUUCAUACUUUUAUUUUAAAAAAGUAAUAAUAAAACAAAGAAAAAAAGAAAUACUAAACCCAUAUAAUCAUUUCCACAUACAUGCUCACACAUUUUGUUCAACAUUAUGUUGGUCUGUCAUUUAAAAUCUCAUCCAAAUACAUCCAAGUUUGUGUAUCUAAUAUGACAAGAUGUAAAAAGGAGUAAGAAUACUGUAGAAGGUGAAAUCUUUGACUGCAAAAUCACAUUAUUAUUUGGCAGCUCAUUCAGAAAACAAGAUUACAAAACAUUUCCAAUUUUGUGCAUACUUUAUACCCUCAUAUGUGUAAUUUUGUUUGCAGCCAAUAUGUUGUUUAUGUUGUAUAAAGACUCAAAUUGUAGAAAGCACUUCACACCCAGGAACUCCCCUCUAACACUUCAAGAAUGUUCGAAUAAAAACAUGUGUUUUGUAAGUUAUUUUCUUUUUGUUUGUUUGGUAUUUUGGAUGUGAAAUCUGAUUUAAUAUGACUCUAACAGUAACUAGAUUAUGUAAUGCUACUUUUCAGAUUAUACUGGGUUUUUUUUUUUACUUGUGUAUUGCUUAAAUUAUGAAAAUUUUGCCUUAUAAGAAUUAGAAUAAAAAUAAUUUAAUCCACUGGCCUUGCAGUAAUAUUAUUAUUUUACACAGUACUAGUUUUUCUUGGAAAUUUCAGAGUGUGAAGUUUUGUAUCAAAACAAACCUUAAAGGACACCAUGGUUUUAGCAUCAUUGGUGUACAAAAGCAGGAAGGUUCCACUCAGAAGCGGGCCCUUUGAAACCAUUGUUGCCCCACACCAAAGGCUCAGGCAUCAGCUGUCCAGCGAAUAAUGUGACGGAUGUGGGCUGCUACGGAUAAAUGGUUGACGGAGGAAGCAAACCUUCACCCAUCAGGACGUCAGCCACUUGAACUUCAAAACAUGGAGCACUUCCCCUUUUUCUGCUCAUCCAUAGAGCAUUUCCAAGUGUGUUUUUUUUUUUUUUUUUUUCGUUCCGGCAGAUGCUUGCAGACAGCUUAUCUUGUGUCGAGAUUAUUUAACUAUCCAAUUACUACUCAGAAAUUCGGCAUUAGUGUGAUACAUCUGUUCAUAAUGACAACAUGUUGUAUUUGUAAAACACCUGGAAAGAAAACUGUCCCAAAGACAGCUACAUGUUUCAGAGAGGAAGGAUAUAAAAGGCCCUAUUGUGAUUAAUUAUUGCUGUCCAAUAUUAAAUUAGUAGUAUUUUUGCCAUGUUCAUGGAUCAUGGGUAUGUAUAGAAGAGACAUUUGAAACACUUGUUUUGAUUAUAUCUUUGUCUGCUGAGAAGCACUAAUAAAAUUAAGUUAGUACC
Molecule: messenger RNA, 4458 nt
Organism: Gambusia affinis (western mosquitofish)
Lineage: Eukaryota; Metazoa; Chordata; Actinopteri; Cyprinodontiformes; Poeciliidae
Gene: gdf10a
Product: growth differentiation factor 10a
Exons: 3
Coding region: 272-1765 (497 amino acids)
Biological process (GO): BMP signaling pathway; SMAD protein signal transduction
Cellular component (GO): extracellular region
Molecular function (GO): growth factor activity; cytokine activity
Source: RefSeq, a predicted model, not a curated record